AACCGGAAGCGGUUUAUAGCAAACAAGAGGAAACGCGAUUUCUUCUCCGUCCAAAUGGUGAAUCCGCGAACAGACAAGUUGCUGAGAAGAACAACUAUGGUGGCCACUGUCACUGCUUCAUACUUUCUCUUAACUGCCGAUUAUGGCCCUCAACCCAAUUUUCUCGAUCCUAUCAAAAAGUUUAUACUGUCAACAGAAAGUUCUAUUAAGGGUUUCAUCUUUGGAUCAAAUAAUCAAUCUCAAGGAAGUCAAAGUGAGAAGCUUGGCUCCAAUGGUGUCAAGGACAAUCCAUGAUGUGUAGACUCGAGGGUUUGGUUACGGUUUUAUGCAUAUAUAUCUUGAAUCUGCAGUUUUUGUUUAUACAUUUCGUGAAGCGUAGGUCGAGAUCAAGCAUGAGUAGACCUCUUGGAGGAGACGAAUAAUGCAGUUUGUUAGAUUCUAAGGUGUUGAAUGAAUUUGUUAUUACCAACUUCAUUUAGCAUAUUAACCUCAAGAGAUUCAAAUUACUUAGCAUAUUUCUGGAUUG
Molecule: messenger RNA, 526 nt
Organism: Cucurbita maxima (winter squash)
Lineage: Eukaryota; Viridiplantae; Streptophyta; Magnoliopsida; Cucurbitales; Cucurbitaceae
Exons: 2
Coding region: 55-294 (79 amino acids)
Source: RefSeq, a predicted model, not a curated record